AUGUCGGGCGAAAAAAGGCCGGCUUCAGAAUCUUUUAAUCCUACAACCCAGCUUGUUGUAAAAAGACAGAAAUCAAACAGCGACCUCAAAUCCAAUGCCGUCACCUUGCGAUCUGGUCAAAAUGGCACCUUGGUACAAGCUAUUCCCAGAACUAGCGGGCUCGCAGCUCCAAUCAUGGAAUUAACAGGUCACUCUGGAGAGGUAUUUGCGACCCGAUUCGACCCUACAGCUCAAAGUAUCGCUUCCGGUUCUAUGGAUCGUACCAUCAUGCUAUGGCGUACCUACGAACAAUGCGAAAAUUACGGCGUUCUCACUGGGCACAAAGGCGCAGUUUUGGAUCUUCAAUGGUCUCGCGACUCCCGAUUCAUCUUCUCCGCUUCCGCAGACAUGACCGUAGCCAGCUGGGAUCUAGAGACUGGCCAACGAAUUAGAAAACAUGAGGGUCAUGAGGAGGUCAUUAAUUGCUUAGACAUCAGCAAACGUGGUCAGGAAUUGCUUGUUAGCGGUAGUGAUGAUGGCUAUAUUGGAAUAUGGGACCCACGACAAAAAGCGGCGCUUGAUUUCAUCGAGACGGAUUUCCCGAUUACGGCUGUCGCGUUAUCGGACGCCGGAAACGAGAUCUUUACUGGUGGUAUUGACAAUGAUAUCAAAGUCUGGGAUAUUCGAAAGAAGGCGGUCGUAUACUCAUUGAUCGGUCACAACGAUACUAUAACAUCCCUCCAAAUUUCGCCAGAUUCUCAGACCCUUCUAUCAAACUCUCAUGACUCUACUGUGCGCACAUGGGAUAUUCGACCUUUUGCACCAGCCGAUCGGGCAGUGCGGACUUUUGAUGGUGCACCAGUUGGUAUUGAGAAGAAUCUCAUUCGUGCCAGUUGGGACCCUAAAGGAGAGAAAAUCGCUGCCGGCAGCGGAGAUCGCAGUGUAGUGGUUUGGGAUGCAAAGUCGGGUAAGCUUUUGUAUAAGCUGCCUGGCCAUAAGGGAACCGUGAAUGACGUGCGGUUUUCUCCAAAUGAUGAGCCUAUUAUUGUAUCUGGGUCAUCUGACCGAAAUAUCAUGCUUGGAGAACUCGGUAAAUAG
Talaromyces marneffei is the source of this 1077-nucleotide messenger RNA. RefSeq lists its product as uncharacterized. Gene Ontology annotation, molecular function: RNA binding; protein binding. Bases 1 to 1077 code for a protein of 358 amino acids. The transcript has 5 exons. Gene Ontology annotation, cellular component: catalytic step 2 spliceosome. Lineage: Eukaryota; Fungi; Ascomycota; Eurotiomycetes; Eurotiales; Trichocomaceae. The record is from RefSeq and is a predicted model, not a curated record.